This is a messenger RNA of Tetrahymena thermophila SB210, 447 nucleotides long. RefSeq lists its product as hypothetical. The record is from RefSeq and is a predicted model, not a curated record. Lineage: Eukaryota; Ciliophora; Oligohymenophorea; Hymenostomatida; Tetrahymenidae. The transcript has a single exon.
AUGAGCUUAUAUAUGAACAACUUGGAACAAUUAACUUUGGAAUAUGUUAAGAUAUAUCAAAAGAUAUAUAUGGCUAGAUAGGAUAUAUUUGACUCCUUAAAUAUCUUUAAUGGCAAAGCAUCUAUCUAAUGUUCAACUGAAUAAUCAGACUUUAAAAUUAUCGCAUAAGGCAUAAAGAAAAUGUCUAACUAUCUCAAAAAGGACAUGAGUAUGGUACGCAUGUUCGAAGAAACUCUUAAAUAAUGCAAAUUAUAGCUUUUAGCUUUUGAAAAUCAAUAUUCUAAGAUUGUCAACUCUGCUAAAUAAUUUAUCAAAUACGAUGGCUAGUUGAGCGAAAAAAGAGCAGUCUUGCUCAAGUAUUUCGAAAUAAAUAUGUCUGAGUUAGAAAAAAGUAAUAAAUAACCAAUAGAUAACAGCUACUCAAUUGAAAUUUCUUUAGCAAAUUGA